AUGCCGUAUUCCCAUGGACGGAGAAGUGGAAACCGAACAGCAGGUCCAAGACCAAGUUUACUCCAGCUUUCAAACUAUCUCAUGACCAACUAUUCCAAGGGAGUCCGCCCUGUACGAGAUUGGAGGAAAACAACAACAGUGGCCAUUGACGUCAUGGUUUAUGCGAUCCUGAAUGUGGAUGAGAAAAAUCAAGUUCUAACUACUUAUAUCUGGUACCGACAGAUUUGGACAGAUGAAUUCUUGAUGUGGAAUCCCAAGGACUUUGAUGACAUCAAGCAGAUAUCAAUUCCCACCGCAAACGUAUGGAUGCCAGACAUUUUAAUAAAUGAAUUUGUUGAUGUAGGUAAAUCACCAGAUAUCCCGUACGUCUACGUUGACCAUGAAGGGCGAGUGAAAAACUACAAACCCAUCCAAGUAGUUACCGCUUGCAGCCUGGACAUCUAUAACUUCCCGUUUGAUGUCCAAAACUGCACAUUCACGUUUACAAGUUGGCUACACAACAUCCAAGAUAUUAAUAUCUCCCUGUGGCGAUCUGCUGAACUUGUGAAAUACGACAGAAGUGUUUUCAUGAAUCAAGGUGAAUGGGAACUUCUUUAUGUCGACACCCAGUUCAAUGAGUUUAACCUUGAACGAGGAUUGUCUGUGGGCUAUGCAGAAAUGCGCUUUUUUCUCGUCAUUCGAAGACGUCCUUUGUUCUAUGCGGUUAGUUUGCUGUUACCCAGUAUCUUCCUUAUGGUCAUGGACAUCAUUGGGUUUUAUUUGCCUCCAGACAGUGGGGAGAGAGUGUCAUUUAAAAUUACUCUUCUUCUGGGAUAUUCUGUUUUCCUUAUCAUCGUGUCUGACACUCUUCCGGCCACAGCUAUCGGCACUCCACUGAUAGGUGUAUACUUUGUGGUUUGCAUGGCUUUGCUGGUGAUCAGCCUGACUGAGACCAUUCUCAUUGUGCGACUGGUCCACAAGCAGGACCUCCAGCCACACGUGCCAGAGUGGGUGAGGAGUUUGAUUCUGGACAAAGCCACGGUCUUGCUCUGUCUCCGGAACAAGACUCAGUUCCACUCCAUGCAUCGCCACAGUGGAACACCAGAUAAUGCCAGGGACAGAAAGGGCAGCACGGUGCAGCUGAAUCACUUUGCCUGUGAGAAUGGGACAGACUGCGAGAAACCAAUUAGCUCCAGCUUACCUCAGGCAGACUCACUCCUCACUGUGGACAACAUCCUGCACGAGAUCUCAGCAAUUCGCCAAUUCCUAGAGAAGAGGGAUGAGUGCAGAGAUAUCGCCAAGGAAUGGCUGCAGAUUGGGUAUGUUUUGGACGUACUCCUUUUCCGUGUAUACCUAGUGGCUGUCCUGGCCUAUGGGGUCAGCCUGGGUACUCUGUGGUCCAUUUGGCAGUACUCUUAA
This is a messenger RNA of Hemiscyllium ocellatum (epaulette shark), 1398 nucleotides long. It is a transcript of the gene htr3a, whose product is annotated as 5-hydroxytryptamine (serotonin) receptor 3A. Gene Ontology annotation, cellular component: postsynaptic membrane; neuron projection; synapse. Lineage: Eukaryota; Metazoa; Chordata; Chondrichthyes; Orectolobiformes; Hemiscylliidae. The transcript has 9 exons. Gene Ontology annotation, biological process: regulation of membrane potential; chemical synaptic transmission; monoatomic ion transmembrane transport. The record is from RefSeq and is a predicted model, not a curated record. The coding region runs from base 1 to 1398 and encodes 465 amino acids. Gene Ontology annotation, molecular function: neurotransmitter receptor activity; extracellular ligand-gated monoatomic ion channel activity; transmembrane signaling receptor activity.